CUCCCUGCGGGAUCAGAGCGCUCCCCCGCCGGGACCCUUCUCUCACAUCCCCCUGCUGGGACGCGGCUACAUUUCCAGCCAAGCUCUGCCUGCCUUGGCUUUAUUAUGUGUGUCUGCGCCGCAGCCCCGCCAGCAGAGGCAGGCAGAGGAGGCGGAGGAGGAGGAGGGAGACUGGUAGCCAGAGUCAGGACAAAGAAAAAGCAGGGAGACAGAGGCGAGCGGAGGUUCUUACAGAGCAGAGUGGGAAUUCUGGGAUCAUAGUUGGGAAUAUUUUGGUAGGGAGGGCUGUGGUUGCGCAAGGUAUUUGGGGAAAUAUUAACUCUCUCUCCCUCUCUUACACACACACACAUCUUCUCUCUCUCCCUCCCUCUCUCUCUCUCUCUCUCCCCCUCUCUCUCACACACACAUACACAUUAAGAAGGGUUGUCAGAGACGGUAUUCCCACUCCGGGUGGAGAUGCAGCAGCAGGGGGAGAGCGUAAUGUCCAUGCCACCGUCAGACCAACAACAGCACCACCACCACCUCUACCUCCACCUCUACCACCGCCUCCGCCGAGUGUAGACUAACGGGACGGAGCCGCGUACAGGGAGACUCGGAGAGGUGCCGCUGUCCAAAAGGGGAAAAGAGAAGAAGAAAAAAAACAAUAAGAGACUGAAAUAGUUUUUUUUUUAAACUGAAGAAUUUCGGAGGAGAAGAAGCAGCAGGAGAGAAGCAGGGAGCGCAAGACACGAAGAGUUUUGACGCUGAAGCCAGAAAUAAUUUUACCGCUCCGUGCGCGCCGCGACUCCUCACCUGGACCUGAUCACCACGCACUCCAACAACGUCUGUCACUUUUCACCUGCGGGACACUGUUUGCUCUCGUGUGCCUUCAUUGUGCAUCGCCCACCACCACCACCGCAGCAGCAGAAGCAGCAGCAUCAGCCGCGGGGAGGAUCGAAGCCCGAGCGGCGAGAGCGCACGGAGCCGUGCCGGAGGAGCGGAAAAGACGAGCGCGGCGUAAAGAGGGAGAAACACGGAGGGAAACGCGAGGAUUUUCCCGGUGGAGACGGAGGACGGGCGACAACUGGAAGUUUGUUCCUACAGGUUGGGAAAAGGAGCCGAGCGUCUUCCACCGUGCAACAGCCGCAGCAGCAGCCGCUCACGCCGCUCCGCUUCCGGUGUGUGCUGUUGGUUUUCACCGGUCUUCAGCCGAAGCUGCCGCAUUGCAACAGGCAGAGGAUCGGCGGCGGCAGCCAGGAAGUGUUGGACCAGGAGGUGGGAACGACAGACCGGACUGCGUCCUGUCCGCAUGUUGGACCGGAAACCCUGAGCGGAGCUGAGCCGUAGGGAGAGAAAAAAACAAACAAACAUUUGAGAGGAGAGGAGUUGGAGAGGAGGCAGAGAUGUCGAGGAGGAAGCAGGCCAAGCCGCGCUCCGUCAAAGCCGUGGAAGAAGGGGAGUCUUCAGAGUGUGGAGGCACCUGGGAGGAAUCCACCGUCCAGACAGAAGUCCCUGCGUCCGACAGAGAGAGCGAGACCAAGGAAGCGGCAGGAACCGGCGCCGACGACGGUGAGGAAGAGCACGAGGACAGGGAGGAGCGAGAACGAGACGAGGACCUGGACGACGAGUCCAUCUUCACCUGUGACAACUGUCAGCAGGACUUUGAGUGUCUGGCCGAGCUGACGGAACACAGAACCAACCACUGUCCGGCAGAUGGCGAUGACGAUCCAGCCGGCCUGUCCUGGGUUCCUUCCUCACCCUCCAGUAAGGACGUGGCGUCCCCCUCACAGAUGCCCGACGGCUGCUGUGACCUCGGCAUGGCCACGGGCGGCGAGGAGGAAGGAGGCGCAGGUCUGCCUUACCCCUGCCAGUUCUGUGACAAGUCCUUCAGUCGUCUGAGUUACCUGAAGCGUCACGAGCAAAUCCACAGCGACAAGCUGCCGUUCAAGUGCACCUUCUGCAGCCGCCUGUUCAAACACAAGAGGAGCAGAGACCGACACGUCAAACUGCACACAGGAGACAAAAAGUACAGCUGUCAGGAGUGUGAGGCUGCGUUCUCUCGCUCCGACCACCUGAAGAUCCACCUGAAGACCCACAGCUCCAGCAAACCCUUCAAGUGCAGUGUGUGUAAACGCGGCUUCUCCUCCACCUCCUCACUCCAGAGUCACAUGCAGGCUCACCGUAAAAACCGAGAACACCUCGCACUGAGGAGCGAGAGGGACGGAGGCAAGAAAGGAGGAGCGGGAGGAGACGCUGACCUGGAGCAGGACCUGUAUAUGUGCGACUACUGCGAGGAGACGUUCAGCCAGACAGACGAGCUGGAGAAACACGUCCUGACCAGACACCCGCAGCUGUCGGACCGCGCCGAUCUGCAGUGCAUCCACUGUCCUGAGAUCUUCCUGGACGAGGCCUCUCUGCUCACGCACAUCGAGACGCAGCACGCCAACCGGAAACACAAAUGUCCCGUCUGCUCCGAACAGUUCCCCUCGGUGGAGGACGUCUACUGUCACCUGGACAGCCACCGUCAGGCCGACUCGUCCAAUCACAGCGCGGCCAGCCCCGACCCGGCGUUGGGCAGCGUGGCGUCCAUGAGCUCGGCCACACCGGAUUCCAGCGCCAGCCUGGAGAGAGGCUCCACGCCCGACUCCACGCUAAAACCCAGCCAGGGCGGCGAGCGGGGCAGGAGGAGAGGCACGGACGGCGGGGAGGAGCUCGCCAUCGGCCUGAGUCAUCACGGUGGAGGUGGAGGCGGUCACUGGAGUAAGGUCACGUACUCCUGCCCCUACUGCUCCAAGAGAGACUUCCACAGCCUGGCGGUGCUGGAGAUCCAUCUGAAGACCAUCCACGCCGACAAACCUCAGCAGAGCCACACCUGUCAGCUCUGCCUGGAGACGCUGCCCACGCUCUACAACCUCAACGAACACGUGCGAAAGGCCCACCGCGCCAGCGGGGGCAGCGUGGGCACGACGGCGGCGGCUGCGGCGGCCACGGCGGCUUUCCCUCUGCUGCAGUUCACCAACGUGACGGCGUUUCACUGCAACUACUGUCCAGACAUGUUUGGAGACAUCAACUCGCUGCAGGAGCACAUCAGAGUGUCCCACUGUCUGCCCGGGGGCAUCGUGGCUGGAUCCACAACGUUAGAGGGAAACCACGCCUUCUUCUGCAACCAGUGCUCCAUGGGAUUUCUGACAGAAUCCUCGUUGACUGAACACAUCCAGCAGACGCACUGCACCUCCGCCUCGGGGGGCGGAGCCGCCACUGGAGGCGCUGUGACUAAACUGGAGUCUCCGGUGCUGCAGGCUGCCUCUCAGUCCUUCAUGGAGGUUUACUCCUGCCCCUACUGCACCAACUCCCCCAUCUUCGGCUCCCUCCUCAAGCUCACCAAGCACAUCAAGGAGAACCACAAGAACAUCCCGUUGGCCAACAACAAGCGUCAGGCCAAGGUGGCGGACCUGAGCCCCGCCUCCUCCGACGUGGAGAUCUCCUCCCCGAAACGCCACAGACUGGGCGGCGACUCCACCCCCUCCUUGGGCAGCAACGGCGACUACCCCUGCAACCAGUGCGACCUGCGCUUCUCCAGCUUCGAGGGUUUCCAGGUCCACCUCAAGUCCCACCUGGAGAUGCUGCUGCGGCGUCAGUCCUGCCCGCAGUGCAACAAGGAAGACUUUGAAUCCCAGGAGGCGCUGCUUCAACACCUGACGGUGCACUACACCACCACGUCCACGCAGUACGUCUGCGAGAGCUGCGAUAAACAGUUCUCCUCGGUGGACGACCUGCAGAAACACCUGCUGGACAUGCACACGUUUGUCCUGUACCACUGCACGCUCUGCCAGGAGGUCUUUGACUCCAAGGUCUCCAUCCAGGUUCAUCUGGCAGUGAAACACAGCAACGAGAAGAAGCUGUUCCGCUGCACGGCCUGUGCCUGGGACUUCAGGAAGGAGACGGACCUCCAGCUCCACGUCAAGCACAACCACCUGGGGCAAAGGGCAGGUCUCCCUGGGGGACUGGGAGCAGGUCUGAAGCCCAGGAAGUGCAUCUUUUGCGGGGAGACGUUUGGAACAGAAGUGGAACUCCAGUGUCACAUCACCACACACAGUAAAAAGUUCACCUGUCGCUUCUGUGGCAAGGCCUUCCACGCCAUCUCACUGUUAGAGCGCCACCUGAGGGAGAAGCACUGCAUCUUCGACGGAGGCAGCAUUACAGGCAACGGCGGCGGCGGAGGAGGAGGAACGGGGAGCAGCGGCAGCCAGAACGGGACGCCCAACGGCCUGGCCCAGUCGUCCAAGCGCGGAGGGGUCGGCAGCGGUAACGGAGCGGGAGGCGUGGAGCGGGUGACGGUGACGGUGGCCGCUGCGGAACAGGCCGACCUGCAGAACAUGGUGCUGAAGGCCGGAGUUGUGGGUGGAGGCUCGGGCCAGGGCGGAGACGCGGUCAACAGCCACGAGGCCAGCGGGGGCGAGGAGGAGCUGGACAACUCCGAGCCCAUGUACGCCUGCGACAUCUGCGGCGCGGCCUACACCAUGGAGUCACUGCUGCAGAACCACCGGCUGAGAGAUCACAACAUCCGACCGGGAGAGGAUGACGCAGGUUCCCGAAAGAAGAAGGCCGACUUCAUCAAAGGGAACCACAAGUGCAACGUUUGUUCCAGGACGUUCUUCUCAGAGAGCGGGCUUCGUGAGCACGCUCAGACGCACCGAGGACCGGCCAAACACUACAUGUGUCCCAUAUGUGGGGAACGGUUCCCAUCUUUGUUAACCCUCACUGAGCACAAGGUGACCCACAGUAAAAGCCUGGACACAGGGACCUGUCGGAUCUGUAAGAUGCCCCUGCAGAGUGAGGAGGAGUUCAUAGAGCACUGCCAGAUGCACCCCGACCUCAGGAACUCCCUCACGGGCUUCCGUUGUGUGGUCUGCAUGCAGACCGUCACCUCCACCCUGGAGCUGAAGAUCCACGGCACCUUCCACAUGCAGAAGCUCUCCAGCGGUUCCGCGCUGGGAGGAGUCGCGGGCGGGAACGGAGGAUUGGCGGCGACGGCGCCGGGCGGUGGGGUGGGCUCGGCGUCCUCGUCCCCCAACGGACAGCUGCAGCAGCACAAGCUGUACAAGUGUGCCUUCUGUCUGAAGGAGUUCAAGAACAAAGGAGAGCUGGUGAAGCUGGACGUCAACGGGCUGCCGUACGGGCUGUGUGCCGGCUGCAUGAACAGGGGCACCAACGGCCAGAGUCCCAACCAGGGGGGCGCGGCCACACCCGGGGACGGGCCGGGAGAGAAGGUCCUGACCGGGCUGCGUUGUCCAGAGUGUGGGGUGAAGUUUGAAACCGUGGAGGACCUGGAGAGUCACGUCCAGACGGAUCAUCCAGAGGUCAGCCCCGAGACCAGCGCGGCGGGAAAGAAGGCCGAGAACCCACUGGCCCCCAAGAAGAAGACCUACCAGUGCAUCAAAUGUCAAAUGACGUUUGAAACAGAGAGAGAAAUCCAGAUCCACGUCGCCAAUCACAUGAUCGAAGAGCCCACCUGUCGGCAAGAGGAGGGCAUCAAUCACGAGUGCAAGCUGUGUAACCAGAUGUUUGACUCACCUGCCAAGCUGCUCUGCCACCUGAUAGAGCACAGCUUCGAAGGCAUGGGUGGUACCUUCAAGUGUCCCGUCUGCUUCACAGUCUUCGUUCAGGCCAACAAGCUGCAGCAGCACAUUUUCGCCGUUCACGGUCAGGAGGACAAGAUCUACGACUGUUCCCAGUGUCCACAGAAGUUCUUCUUCCAGACAGAGCUACAGAACCACACACUGAGUCAGCACGCGCAGUGAGACCGAGGCCCGGCAGGAUCUCUCGGCUCAGCCGGGGCCCCCGACCCGGAGCCGGCAGGGGACCCCCAUCUCCGCAUCACAGCCAAUCAAAGUGUCAUUUGCUACUCACAUGUAAAACUCUAACGAUUGCGCCACUGGGCGCGGCUAUUAGAGGCAGCGGGCGAAAGGAAUAUUAAUGGGAUAUGCUAUUAAAUAAAGAGAAAGUGGGAGAAACUGUAAGAGCCGAGAUGAAGUUGGAGAAAAAAAAAAGGUAUUGUACGUGCAGUAUUUUUUAUUGUCCCUGCCAAGCCUCACCCUCCCUCUCUCCCUCCCUCCCUCCCUCCCACCUGCCUCCUCCUCCCAGUCUUCUUUCCUUUUCUCUUACCCCCGUUUGUGCAUUUUAUUUUAUUUUUUACAAAUGGACGAAAAAGCAAAUGAAAAACGCCCUCUUUUGAAAUUUUCUUUUUUCUUUUUUUAAAACACUACCGCCUAGUAAAAAGCUUCACUUUAUUUCCUCGGUUUCUUGUUGUAUUCAACUUCAUAGGUGUUUCUUUUCUUUGCUGCCCCCCCCCCCACCGCCAUAGUACUAUUUUCUGUUUUUUCUUUUUUUCUAUUUUUUUUGUACCGUUCAUUUGGCGCCGUCAGUAGGUACUCGUGCUGUGUUGUGACUGUUUGUUUGCCGGUUGUAAUCCUCCUCAGUCCCCCCCUGCCUCCUCCCUCCCCGUCUCCCUCAAAAUCUCCUUUUUAUGAUUAUUGUUAUAAAUAUAUUUUUCCCUUUUUUGUAAUUACUAUGAAAAAAAACAUACAAACAAAAUAAAGUGCAGAAACCACACAGAUGUUUCUUUUUUUUUCUUUUUUUUUGGAUUGGGUUUUCCAGUCUCUUUGGGGCCUGAACUGCGGUUAUUGUACAAAUGAGUAUCUUGGUUUCAGUGCAUCUGGUCAACGACUGCUUUUUAAAUGUGAAUUAACCAGAUUGCAUUAAUCUAGUACAGAGGGAAAAAAACACAAAAAUAAAACAAAUAAAUAAAUGAAAAAUUAACAACUGGUGUGAUGUGCAGUUAUUCCAAUCAAAUA
This is a messenger RNA of Cynoglossus semilaevis (tongue sole), 6833 nucleotides long. RefSeq names its product zinc finger protein 423 (gene znf423). The transcript has 22 exons. The coding region runs from base 1383 to 5780 and encodes 1465 amino acids. The record is from RefSeq and is a predicted model, not a curated record. Gene Ontology annotation, biological process: regulation of transcription by RNA polymerase II. Gene Ontology annotation, cellular component: nucleus. Gene Ontology annotation, molecular function: DNA-binding transcription activator activity, RNA polymerase II-specific; RNA polymerase II cis-regulatory region sequence-specific DNA binding. NCBI's taxonomy places the organism in Eukaryota, Metazoa, Chordata, Actinopteri, Pleuronectiformes, Cynoglossidae.